Molecule: messenger RNA, 1374 nt
Organism: Phaeoacremonium minimum UCRPA7
Lineage: Eukaryota; Fungi; Ascomycota; Sordariomycetes; Togniniales; Togniniaceae
Exons: 4
Coding region: 1-1374 (457 amino acids)
Source: RefSeq, a predicted model, not a curated record
AUGGCUGCUCCGACUGCCGUCCAGAACCCCUCCACCGAGUCCAAAGCCGCGCGAAAGAAGAAGUCUAAGGGCGAGCGGACUGAGUCGCCGGCGCCUGCUGCUACGCUGACUCCCGAGAAGGCUGCCUCCGUGGCCGCUGGCGAAGGUGCUCAGGACGAGUCUUCGGACAGCCCGUACAUUCGCGAGCUGCAGAAGAACAUCCGUAACAUCAACAAAAAGAUCACCAAUUCCUCCAAAAUCGAGAAUCUCGUUUCCACCAACAAGGACAAGUCUCUCGACGAGCUUGUCAAGUCCAAGAUCAUUAAUGCCGAUCAGAAAGCCGCCUACCUCAACAUCCCCACCUUACAGCGCCAGAUCACACAACUAGAGGAGCAGUUGACCCAGUUCAAGAAGCUUGACCAGGACUACCGAUCACGACUAGCUUCAGAGAAGGCCGAGCUGGAGAAGACUCUAACCGAGAAGCUCCAGAAGGAGAAGGCGGACGCCGUUGCCGAGAUCAAGGAGAAAGCUGAGGCAGAUACCAAGAAGGGUCUACACGAUGGCUUCCUGGUGCUGUCACAGUUCCUGCGCCUAGCUGCUGCUAAGCGUGCCGAGGAGCCCAACUCAGAGGCGGAUGAGAAUCUCGCUCUCGAGGGUGUCCUGCUACAUGUCUACUCUGGUGACGAGAACGCAGUUGACACCAUGCUGAAGCUCGUUGACGGCUCUGAGGACACUACCACAAGCGUGUCCGGCACCUCUCUCCAGACGACCUAUGCCAAUGUCAAGUCCCUAGCAGUCGCCCACGCCGCCCCUCUCUUCCAGACCGAAGCUACUCCUCAACAGACCGAAACCCCUGUUGAGUCCACCGAGCUUCCUCAGACCGACCCUACGGUCGCACACGCUGGCCUGACUGAAAUCGAGGCAGCUGUCGACACACCUUUUACUAACGGACACGCCGAGUCCCCGAUCAAUGGCGUGACAGCCAAUGCUGAUGUUGGCGACAGCGCAGCUAACCUGGCAGGCGAGACUCAGUGGGACACUGGUAAUGACUUGUCGAUGUCACAGGAGUGGGUGGACGUGAAGGUGCCUCGCGAUCCUGCUGAGACAGAAACUGGUCUCAAUGCCACCCCAGCGGCGGUCAGCAACACCCAGUCAUGGGCCGAUGACCAGCCGGAUGUCCCCGCGGAGGCUCCAGUCCCAGCCGACCCCAACGACGGGUUCCAUCAGGUGCAGGGCCGCCACCGUGGCCGUGGGGAUCGUGAAGGAGGCUACCGAGGCCGUGGUGGCCAUCGUGGACGCGGAGGAUUCCGUGGUGAUGGCCGAGGACGCGGACGUGGUGGUGGCCACCGAGGCGGAGUGCCCUACCGCGGUCGUCGUGAGGACUCCAACCAAUAA